Zootoca vivipara (common lizard) is the source of this 4947-nucleotide messenger RNA. NCBI's taxonomy places the organism in Eukaryota, Metazoa, Chordata, Lepidosauria, Squamata, Lacertidae. The record is from RefSeq and is a predicted model, not a curated record.
AUGUUAUGUACUGAGCUGAAUCCUAGAACAAUAGGAUUCAGAAUCAGCAGGAGCUACCCAAUCCAACUCCAGGUGGAAGUGAAUCCGCAACCUGAUUGGCCUGCUGGAGCAGCCAAUCAGGCGGCUGGCAGAAGUGAAUCUGCUACCUGAUUGGCCUGUAGGAGCAGCCAAUCAGGCUGCAGGCAGAAGUCAAUCCACAAUAUAAUUGGCCCACAGGUGUAGCCCUGAAGUAGCCAAUCACGCAAGGCCCAUUGUGUAAAUAAUGUAUAUAAGCAGAUGGUUUUGGGAAAAGAGCCAUUCGUCUUCUCUUCUUCUACUUGAUGAAUAUGAGCUGAAUAAAGAGCAUGAAAUUCACUCUCGACUCCGAGUAUAUUUCACUGGCGACGAAGGUGGGAUCCUGCUGAGCUGACCGCCACCACACACUGCACCGCAGCACCGCCACCUGCUGCACCGCUGCAUCGCACCGUGCAUCCAGGCUUCAGCUCCAGGACCCAAGGAACCCAGAAUGGCAACCGACAGCAGCUUCUUGCCAUUCAAACCAGCAUCAGGAGACUGGGAAGGGUACGCCGCCCGUUUCAACUUCCUCCUGCAAGCGAAAGAAGUCACCAACGAUGCCAUGAAGAGGGCGACAUUCUUCAGCGUCUGUGGAGAGGAGACGUUUGAAAUCGCCCGGGCUCUCCUUGCACCUAGUGAUGUCGCUACCGUCUCUUACAAAACAAUAAUGGAACGGCUGAAGGAGCACUUUUCACCACAGCCCUCGGUGGUAGCUUGCCGAAAUGCCUUCUACGCAAAGCGGCAAGCCCCGGGGGAAACCAUAACUGGGUUUGUGACCUCCCUCCGCCAAGCCGCCCGGUUAUGCAACUUCUCAGAGUUGGAGAACAUGCUUCGUGACCGCCUCGUCGGUGGCCUGAGGGACGAGAUGUUGCAACGACGCCUCUACGCCAAAAAAGACCUCACGUUCCAGAUUGCUCUGGAGGAAGCCCUGGCAACCGAAGCCGCCGAGAGGUCAACGCAAGAGGCACGACCGGCCCCGCCAUCCCAACCGAGGGUCUACCACGAAGACCUCACUGACGAAUCCGAAUCUGACAGGGAGGAAGUACACCGAGUACAGCGGCGCACUCAAGCAGCACACACACCACAGCAGCCUCGACGAGAAGGAGGGAACUGUGCAAGCUGCGGGGAGAACCACGAGAGGAGGACCUGUCGUUUCCGCAACGCAGAGUGCAGGCAGUGCAGAAAAUUGGGACACAUCGCCCGGGUGUGUCGGGCUCGACUCACCCGUCGACAAGCAUCAGAUGACCGACCCAGGAGCCCCAGGUCACACGGCACCAUGCACCAAGGCAACUCGACGGAGAUCACGGACUACCAGGUAUUCCAGUUGCCCCAUCCCAGCACAGAGAAAAUUUAUAUAGAGGUACAGAUAGAGGGAGCCCCAUGCCGCAUGGAGCUGGACACGGGUUCAACUCUAUCCAUAAUCUCGGCCCGAACAUUAAGGGAACUGUGCCCUAAUGGGGGUCCCAAACUAAGGCCGGCCCCAUUCACCCUCCGGGACUUCCAGAAACGUAAGGUCCCUACAAUGGGGGUGGGGACCUUCAGGGUGCAAUAUCGAGGGCGAAAGCAACAAUUGGACUUGCUGGUAGUUAAGGGCCCCUACGUUAGCUUACUGGGACUGGCAUGGUUUGGACCUCUGGGGCUAGCCGUUACCGGGGUGAACCGCACUAGCUUACAAGUGGACGUGGACGCCAUAUGCAAAGAGUUUCCAGGGGUUUUCGAUGGGGCAUUGGGACGAUAUACAGGACCCCCCAUUGCCCUACAGCUAGACCCCGCUGUACGACCCAUCAGGCACAAGGCUCGCCGGGUCCCGUUCGCCCUGAAACCCCGCAUAGACGAGGAAUUGGACCAGCUCGUGGAGCAAGGAGUGCUGGAGCCGGUGCCCAACGCCCCCUGGGAAACUCCAAUUGUCACACCCGUCAAGCCUAACGGUUCGGUCCGCAUCUGUGCAGACUACAAAUGCACCAUAAACAAGGCUCUCACGGCCCAUGCAUACCCAGUGCCAGUGGUCAGCCAUGUCCUCGCCACCCUGGCUGGGUCAAAAAUCUUUGGCAAACUGGACUUGGCCCAAGCGUAUCAACAGUUGCCUGUGGACGAAGCCACAGCAGAGGCUCAGACGAUUGUGACGCACAGAGGGGCAUUCAGAGUAAAGCGGCUGCAAUUUGGCGUUAGCGUGGCACCAGGCAUAUUCCAGAAUCUAAUGGACUCCCUCCUUAAAGGGAUUCCUGGCGUCACCCCCUUCUUCGAUGAUGUACUGAUCGCCGGGCCCACACCAGAGGAAUUUGAGGACCGCCUCCGCUCCGUCCUGCACCGUUUCCAGACGGCGGGCCUCAAGGUGAAGCGGGAAAAGUGUUUACUGGGAGUGCCGCAGGUGGACUUUCUGGGAUUUAAGGUGGACGCAGAAGGGGUCCAUCCAACCGGUGACAAGGUACGGGCCAUUUGUGAGGCCCCAGCGCCCAAGAGCAAGCCCGAACUUCAGUCAUUCUUGGGACUAUUGAACUUUUACCAUGCCUUCCUUCCCCAUAAGGCAGCGGUAGCGGAGCCCCUACACAGACUCCUAGAUAAAAGGGCCCCUUGGGUGUGGGGCCAGCGACAAAGGGCCGCAUUCCAGGCAGUCAAGGACUUGCUCGUCUCGAACUCGGUCUUGGCACACUUCGACGAGAGGCUGCCAGUGGUGCUGGCAUGCGACGCCUCUCCCUAUGGCAUCGGCGCUGUCCUGGGACACCAACUCCCGGAUGGAAGAGAGGUGCCGGUGGCAUACUUCUCCCAGACGCUUGCUGCAGCCGAACGAAACUACUCACAGAUUGACAAGGAGGGUCUGGCAAUCGUGAAGGGCGUAAAAAAAUUCCAUGAUUUCUUAUACGGGCGGCCCUUUACCAUAGUGACUGACCACAAGCCGUUGCUUGGCCUGUUUGCCCCCGAGAAGCAGACCCCCCAAGUGUUGUCUCCACGUGUCCUCAGGUGGUCAAUUUUCCUUGCCGGCUACCAGUAUGCACUAAUCCACCGCCCUGGGAAGGCGAUGGGCCACGCAGACGCACUCAGCAGGCUACCACUACCAGAAACAGGCCCCGACCCAGCGCCUGCGCAAGAGGUUAUGACCCUGGAGCUGCUUCCCGACCGACCCAUUCAGGCACAAGAAGUUGCGCACCAUUCCACAAAAGAUAGGGUCAUCUCCCGGGUCCUGGACUGGGUGUGGCGAGGAUGGCCCAGCAGCAGCCCCGGGCCAGAAUUCGCUGGCUACACAAACCGCAAACAUGAACUGUCGGCCCACAAGGGGUGCCUGUUAUGGGGAAGCAGGGUUGUUGUUCCCCAGCCCCUCCGCAAAAGGGUCCUCACAGCCCUACACGAGACACACCCAGGGGUAGUGAGGAUGAAGGCCCUUGCCAGGAGUUAUGUGUGGUGGCCGGGGAUUGACAGAGAGAUAGAGGCCUGGGUCCAACACUGCCAGACCUGCCAAGAAUCCCGCCCGGAUCCCCCAAGGGCCCCAGUCCAGCCCUGGGAGUCCGCCCGACAUCCAUGGUCACGCUUGCACGUGGACUUCGCUGGCCCCUUCCAGGGAAAAACAUUCUUCAUAGUGGUGGAUUCCUACACCAAAUGGCUGGAGGUCGCACUGGUACCGUCCACUUCUACGGCGGCAGCCAUCCGGGUACUACGUAAGCUGUUUGCAACCCACGGGCUCCCUGACACCCUCGUCUCGGACAAUGGAACCGCAUUCACGUCAGAGGAGUUCCAGACCUUCACAGCGCAGAACGCCAUCCGCCACAUCCGCUCAGCACCAUUCCACCCUGCCACCAAUGGCCAAGCGGAGCGCAUGGUGCGGACCACCAAGGACAGCCUCCGCCGCAUAACACAAGGGGACUGGGAAUACCGCCUUGCCGCAUUUCUUCUAGCACAGCACAGCACCCCAAGCACAACGACGGGCCGGAGCCCAGCUGAACUACUCAUGGGCCGGCGCCUUGCAACUAGACUGGACCGACUUCACCCCGACAGAGCUCAGGAUGAGGUAGUGGUGGGGAAAGGCAGGAACCCCCGGACAUUUGUGGCCCAGGACCCAGUGUAUGCAAAGAAUUUUGGGGCAGGCCCAGCAUGGGUACCCGCCACAGUCACCAAGGUGACCGGUCCCGUGUCGUACGAGGUACUAACGGAAGGGGGGCAAUGUUGGCGCCGCCACUGCGACCAGCUACGGCGACGAUUCCCAGGAGGAACCCGGGAGGAGAGCGGGACAGAGGGGUCCCAAGGGGACAGCAGGGCAGUGAGGCCUGUAGAGCGAGAGGGGUGGGCAGGGGAAGCAGAAGCAGUAGGCACAGAGGGGCGCCCCGAGGCUGGAAGGACACCGGAACCAGAGUCACAACCGAGUGGUUCAGUGGCGCCAGACCAGACAGCCCCGGCACAGCCAGCAGCCUCGGAACACGAGCCAGAACCAGAACCCCUGACCAAGGAACACCCCAGGCCACAACGCACACGGAGGCGGCCAGCAGACCUUGGGGACUACGAAUGCAACUUCCCGGGCAGGACUGGAACUUAGAGGGGAGGGGUGUUAUGUACUGAGCUGAAUCCUAGAACAAUAGGAUUCAGAAUCAGCAGGAGCUACCCAAUCCAACUCCAGGUGGAAGUGAAUCCGCAACCUGAUUGGCCUGCUGGAGCAGCCAAUCAGGCGGCUGGCAGAAGUGAAUCUGCUACCUGAUUGGCCUGUAGGAGCAGCCAAUCAGGCUGCAGGCAGAAGUCAAUCCACAAUAUAAUUGGCCCACAGGUGUAGCCCUGAAGUAGCCAAUCACGCAAGGCCCAUUGUGUAAAUAAUGUAUAUAAGCAGAUGGUUUUGGGAAAAGAGCCAUUCGUCUUCUCUUCUUCUACUUGAUGAAUAUGAGCUGAAUAAAGAGCAUGAAAUUCACUCUCGAC